Molecule: messenger RNA, 5176 nt
Organism: Trichobilharzia regenti
Lineage: Eukaryota; Metazoa; Platyhelminthes; Trematoda; Strigeidida; Schistosomatidae
Source: the annotation of a GenBank genome assembly
GACGAAUUUGAGAACAAACUCCAGUUAAAACUAGUUCGUCAUUCAUAUCCAUUUUCAAAUUGUUCUCUCAAAAAAAAGUGAAUUUAUUCAACACAUUUCGCACUUCCAUUAUUGGAAACUGAAACUUUAAAUAAUUCUUUAAAUUCACCAAUGUAAAAAAAGAAACAUAUCAAUAUAUGCAGACAAAAAAGUAAAAGGUUCUAUCAGUUACUCUUCACUUUAUAUAUGUCGGUUAGUCAGUUCCUUUUAUUCAUCAUGGUAGACAAACUGACUUAGUCAGAAUUGUUCGCUGUGCUUAAAACAUUCACUUCGUGUUCAAAACGUAAGUGUAAAACAUUUUGUUGUAACUGUUAAUCUUGUUCAUUAGUCCAUAUUUAUUUAUUUACCUAUCAAUCACCUUGUUUCUAGUUGUCGAUUUAAUUGAAAAAGUUUGAAAUAUUAAAUCAAAAACUUUUUGCUUAUCAUGUCACCGAAAAUUGUGACCUGAAAAAAUAAUUUAAAUAUUAAAAUUGAUAACUUGAUUUUAUUAAGUCAUCUUUUUUGUACGUUAGUGUCAAUGAAUAAUAAUUUAGUAUAAGUGAGUCAAGAAACUACAUUGUUUAAGUAUAUAUAGUAAAUUUAGUGAAAUUGAGGUUGAACACACUGGCACUGGACAAAUUAAAUAAUGCCAAGUUUGAAAUAUCUAUGGGCACCUUCAGCAUUUGUUCUAAGCAACUCACUAGCAUUGAAUACAUCCAAUGCAAAUACAUUUAAUUCGUCAAGUUCUUCAUCAUCAUCAUCGUCUUCCUUUUCUUCUGAUAUUUCACACCAGCUCGUUACUUCAAUGAAUUCAAUAAACCCCAACGAUUUAGUUCAUUCAGUUACAAAUACAUUGAUACCAAUGCCAUCAUCAUCAUCAUCAUUAUUGCAAAACGUACAGGAUCUAAAUUCAGGUCAUAUUCAAACUGUGAACCAUAAUAAUAAUGUGAAUCGUAAUUUUAGUUUUCACCAAGUGGAUACCUACUCACACAACGAAACAGUGAACAAUAACUUUACACAUCCUCAUGAACAGCAUCAGCAACAGCAACACCGUAUAGAAGUCGACGAAUUUAAUUCACCAACUACGAAUAAAAAUCCCCACAAAUCCUCAUGGUCGUGUGUAGAUAAUAUCGAUAAUCAUUCUGUUCCUAUACCUUAUAAUAAUUAUGAUGAUGUCUCCAGGUGUCAGUGUGCUGUAGUCGCUGCAGCAGCAGCUGCAAGUUAUGCACGUUCUUGUCUAUACCAUGGUGUUGCUAUGGCUGCAGCAACGUACAAUAAUUUCGAUUCUCAAUCUUUUAAUUCUUGCAAUUCUGCAUCUCUCACUAAUUUGUGUACAAGAGCUACUUCGUCCCCUACUUCUGAUUCCUUGGUUACGUCGAUUACUUCAACUGCUAUGUCGAAUAUGAAUUCGUUAUACCAAAGAUCAUUUUGUACACCGUCGUCUUCACCGUCAUCAUCAUCGUCUUCAUUGUUAUCAUAUUCUUCUAUUCAAAAUCAGCGUGAAUAUCAUCCGUUAUAUUUCCCUUCAACACAACAAGCUAGUUCAAUGUUUUUGCCUACUACAUGUCAAUCAUCUUUAUUCGGUGUCACCUCGUUGAAUUCUUAUCCGCAUACAAAUUAUAAUCAAAAUCAUAUUCCUAAUUCAAAUUCAAAUGCUGUUCUAGCUGCCGCAGCUGCACAUAAACAUGUGCAGUACUUUCAAGGUAUUUACUCUCGAGCCAAAUCAAGUAAAGCUAAAGGACAUGGCGGAAUAAAUCAACUUGGUGGUGUGUUUGUCAAUGGACGUCCACUACCUAAUCAGGUUAGACAACAGAUAGUUCAACUAGCUAAUCAAAACGUACGACCUUGUGAUAUUAGUCGACAACUCAGAGUCUCUCAUGGAUGUGUCAGUAAGAUUCUUGGACGGUAUUAUGAAACGGGAAGUAUACGGCCAGGUGUAAUUGGUGGGUCUAAGCCUAAAGUGGCUACUGCUUCUGUAGUUGAAGCUAUCUGUAAGUACAAAGAAGACAAUCCAGUCAUGUUUGCUUGGGAGAUACGUGAUCGGCUUUUAAAAGACCAGAUAUGUACGGUAGAAAAUGUUCCAUCUGUAUCAUCAAUUAAUCGUAUUGUCCGAAAUAAGGAUAGUCAAAAUACUGUGGUUACUGACAAUACGCUCUCUCGAAAACGUAAUCAUCGUCAUCUCCAUAGUAAUUCACCUGCAAGUAAAACUCAUUUAAGCCAAGACUCUACAUUUCGUGAUUCGCCUGUUACACCUUCAAGUUUCCAAACUGACUCUUCACCUAAAUCUAUAAAACUAUCAGAAACUGAACAAGAAAAAUACCUAAAUCAUCAUGUUCCGAAAGCAUUAUCAACAGAAGGAGGGGUGCCUCCUCCCACAACGGCAACCAUGAAAACUACGAUAUCAGCAAUGGUAACGACAAAAACAACCAAAUUCAACACAACAAAACAAUCAUCUAAAGGCUUCUUGUCUAUAGAGAAAAGAAAUUCAAAUCUCCGAAAUCCUAGUACAGAGUGUCUUCGUGAUUCCUCUGCAUUGUUAAAUUAUUCAGUUACAGGUAGAAGAUUUGAUAAUAACACUAACAGCAACUACACAGAAUUUCCCUAUCCAUUUCAUAAUAAUGAUAAUAUUAACAACAGUGCUGUAAAUUCUUCACACUAUAAUCAGUUUAUAUCAAAUUUUAAUGAGAAUUAUGAUGAAACUAGUGGACAUUUAAAUCAGACAGCAGAUUCAAAUCUUCCGUCAGCUGAUAACUGCGAGCUUUUCAAAAAUCAUUCAAGUAAUUUAAAUGUGAAACUUACUCAAGACAAGCAAAGUGAAUGUGGGAACGAAAGAAACAACAAAAAUUAUUCGUCUAACAUCGCGGCUACUACAUCCGGUCAAAGUGGUAUUUUGCAACAGAAAAAUUCGAAUAAACUCUCAAACGAUGUACCAUACAAAUUGGAUUCGUAUUAUUCCCAUGAAAGAAAACCUCCACAAAACUGUCAAACAAUCGAUGAGUACUUUCAACGCUCAGUGUGUAGUCGAUUCCCACCAGGGGAUAGUACAGAUUUGUCUAGAAAUCCACAAAUGUAUCCCUUAUCUGUUCUUCCCGGUAGUUCCAAUGAUGUCUAUGAAAAUAUUAAUGCGAAUCACUUAUUACAAAAAUCCACCAAUAAUUUGUCUUUAUCUGGCAUAAAUGCAUUUAAUGAUUUCACAUAUUUCAAUAGUAGCAAUAACACAUUGUCAACUACUGACUAUAGCAUUACUGGCUUAUUAGGUUUAACGAUGGCGGCAUCAAAUGGUUUUAAUUCGUUAUAUGCGAAUGGAUAUUCAUUGGGCGGAAAACACAAAAAUAUGAACUUAUUAAUUAAUGAUACAAUUGAAAAUUUUCCUUUGCAACAGCCACAACCCGAAGAGCAGACAAGUUUUGCUUCUUACUUCCAACAUCCUCAGAAUCACCAUAACGAUUCUCAGGAGGUAGAACAGCUCAUCGAACACGUUGAACAACAUCAACAACAACGGCGACUGCACGAUAAUCACAAUUUCACAUCGUAUAAAUCAAAUCAUAAUCUUAGUACACAUAAUGACAGAAAUGAACAAACUGAUUUUUCACAGGAUCCAACACUUAGACCAAUUUUACUGAAACAUUAUGACUUUCUACUGAACAGUACAUCACACACAUCGCCAAAGUUAGAUGAUAUCAGUAGGUUUUUGGAGAACUCAUCAUCUUCUUUGGCAACGACAUCAACAGUAGCAACCAGAACAACUAUACAACCUACAGCAUCUCCAAGUAGAUUGUCACAACUACCGGUGUUCACACCAUCAAAAUUACCAUCGAGUACACCAGCAAAUAAAAAUAAAUUAAUAGAAAGGGAAAAUGUGAACGUUCAUCGAAAAUGUAAAUUAGGACAUUCUGGAGUUAAAUGUACAGAUGUUUUGAAGGUGACUACAAACGGCUCCUUUAUGUCUACAGCAGAUCAUAGCUCAUCUAUGAUGGGCGAUUCAAAUGAACAAAUUGACAAGUUUAUUAGAAACGAAAACAAAAGUGAGGCAAAUAAUUCUUCGUUGUCGAUGUCAACAUCUUCUUCACUAUUGACAUUUAACAAUAAUGAAUCGGAACUGCCUUUUAUGUUAGAAUCAAGUAUUCCGAAUAAAAAUCUACAUGGAUCAUCUAACCAAUCAUCUGCAGCCAGUAACUCAUCACAUUUCAUAGACCCGGCAUUGCAGACAAAAUCGAUGUCGAUUACUAGCCACACUCCUGAUCAGGAAAGAUUGCAUCAGUUUACGGGAGCUGAGUUAAUGGUAAGAGCUGCAUUCAAUCACACAAAUACAACAAUAUACCAUCAACAUAUUGAACAAGAUUGUUUACAUCACAGUGAUUCCGGUUUUACUAGAAGUCACAAUAAAGAUACUUUCAGAUUAGGAAAUGACCUGUCCAGAACUGAUAUGUCUUAUUUUCUCCCUUCUUCCACAUCUUCUCCAUUUUCUGCUCCACCUCAGUUAACAUCUAGUCUGUCAGAAGUUAACACUGAUAUGGUAAAAUUUCCAUUUUAUUUAAUGGCGGAUAAAUCAAACAACGAAAACUAUGUACAAACAUAUACCAAUCUAGAUAUAAAUGAGACGGAUUAUAUUACAACAGAAUUAUUUUCCAGAUCACUAACAGAGAGACUGAAUAUGAGUCGUAAUGAAGCACAUGAUGAUGGAGAUUCCACAAACCAUGUUCCAACGAAUUAUUGUGGUGAUACUCCUGAAUUUCCAUCACAGUAUUCAUUAAUCUGAAUUUACUACUCAUAACGGACCAAUUUAUUAGCCCAGUAAACUGUCUGAAGUUUGAUAUAUAUAUAUAUAUAUAUUCAUAUAGGAUAUUAAAUAUUUCAAAAAUCUGAUUAAAUGUCAACUGCUGCACGACCAGUCGCCUGGCAUUUUUGUGGCCGCUUUUAUUAAAUUACACAAGAGGAAAUAUACUACUGUUAAUUUAAUAGUAGCUAAAACAUUUUAAAAUAUUCAGCUGUUGGAACUGGUUUUCCACUAAUCAUUUUCCAAAGAUAAACAAAAAAUUAAUGAUGAUACAGAUCUGUUUCUUUCUCGUUACUUAUUCUGCCACCACUUUAAAAGUAUUUUAUCCUUUAUGUGAAUCAGUUUUCAUCUUGAUUCUGUUACUGAAUGUAUAAAUGGAAA